UUCAAGUGAACAAUUGAAGGUUUACAUUGGUCAACCAGGACAGAGCAUAAAGGCCGUGGAGAGGCUGAGGUGGAGAGUAUAGCUAAAACAGUGACUGCUAAUCAGAAUCCAAUCCAAACUAAUAUUAAUGCUGUCUAGUGCAAUUUUAAGUUACAAGAAAAUAACAGCAGUGCCUGACCCACAGGAUUAGACUGAACUGACAAUCAACCUGAGUUUAAUCUUAGUAUUCGGUAACCAAGGCUGAAAUAAGGUCAUCAAUGCAAUUUGAAAUUGUGUGAGUGAGAGUGGGGUUGGGCAAUGAUAUAAUCACGGGUGUUUUGUUGAGGCUGCAAACUCGAGGUUCUGAUGUCGAGUGGCCCAGAUAGCCACCCCACGAUCACGAGUGCUGUGUUGCUUUGAUACAUUAAUUAAACCGCCGACUAAUAAACCUUAAAACACCAGAUUAUCCUAUUAUUAUACGAAUUGCCCCCCAGUUUUUGAUCAAGCUGAAGUUGUCCUCAAGCUGCAGAGAGGCUGGCUCAACUGUCGCUGCCGAGUCAGGGUUGUGAAGAUGUCCUGUUGAUUCCGGAUGUCUCUUAAAUGGUGGAUCCCAGCGUCUUCAGUUCGGUCCCUGGAAAAAUAAAAAAGAUCAUUCCCUCCAGUCCCCGUUGACCUCAUUCUUGUCAGGUAUGUGUAUAAAGCCUUGUCAGCCUUAAAAAGCCAAUUCAGAACAAAGAUACACAAUGCAACGUAACAAAACCGUUGUAGAUAGAAGUUGCAGCAGUGUGAAUUGAACGUUGCAAGUCGUCAUAAGACAGUUGAAUUGCAGUUACAAGGUUUUAGAACACUUUUACUUCAGUGCUGAUGACGUCUUGCCACUCACGUCAGUCAAGGCCAGCAGAGGCUUCACGAUAUUAUUAGGAGAGUAGGAGAAAAUAAUUAUCCACUUUGCGUAAGGAACGCUACUGUUUGCAAAACAUCAGUCGCGUAACAAGUAUGCCAAGUAUGCUUUAUUGGUUAACGUUACCAGCAAGCUAGUUAGUAAAAACAAGUGGUAUAGUAAAGGUGUCGUUAUGGAAACGGUGGUGAUGUUGAUAGAAGUUGCAUGGGUGUGAACCCUGUUGCAUGUAUUUUCAUCGCAAAUCUUUGGUCUGAAGCCCGCAUUUGCAUCACAAAUCUUUGGUGUGAAGCCUGCUAUAAGACAGUUUAUGGCUAGAUUGUAUUGAAACCUCAAUCACACGUUAAAAUGUGAAACAUUUUACUUCACAGGAUGAGUGAGGAAAAACAGUUACGGGCAAGGCAGUACCUCCGUUCAUGGAGAUCUGCUAAACAAGUGAUGAAUAGGAUAGCUGAAAGCACUGCCAGUGUUUGUGUCACAGAACACCAUCUGGCUGAUGCCAGCUUGUCCAGCAGUCCAUCCGGUGUUCUUGCGCCUGUUGGUGACAUGGACAACUCCUUGGACUUGGAUGAGUCAUUUGAGGAUCGUUCUGCUUUGGAGGAUGACCUCGAUGACUGGAUGGAUGUUGAUCCCUCUGAUGAUGAGGAAGAGGUUUUAGGGGAUGACCUGGAGGCGUCCGACCAGCGUCCGGCAUCGCUCGCAUCUGACCUCGCUAGCUGGGCUUGCCAGUUUCAGGUGAAACACAACGCUGUUGAUGACCUUUUGAAAGUUUUGAGAGGUCACGGACACACUGACCUGCCUUCCAUCACCAGGACACUCCUGAAGACACCCAGGGAGGUCAGGAUCACUUCAAAGUCUGGUAUGGAGUAUGUCCAUUUUCCUAUCAAGGACAAAUUGCAACAGACUCUAUUGAGAUACCCAGCAGACCAGGUCCCUGACUGUGUUGACCUUUCCUUCAACGUAGAUGGGCUACCUCUGUUUAAGAGCUCAGGAAGAACAAUGUGGCCCAUCCUUUGUGCUGUCCAUUUAAAACCAGUGUCAGUCUUCCCUAUCACCCUGACUUGUGGAGGUUCGAAGCCACAGAAUCUGGAAUUCCUGGAAGACAUGGUGAUGGAUGUCAACAACCUCCUGUCCAGUGGCCUGCAAAAUAUGAACAAAACAAUAAAAUUCCACAUUCUUUGUUUUGUGUGCGAUGCUCCUGCAAAGGCCUUUGUGAAGAAUGUAAAACUUUGCACAGGCUAUUAUGGGUGUGACCGGUGUGUGCAGAGGGGUGAGUGGUAUGAGAAGGUUACUUACCAAGACACAGAGGUGGUGGCUCGUAGUGACGACUCCUUCCGCCAACAGACACAGGGCGAGCAUCAUCAUGGUAGCACCCCGCUUUUGGAUUUACCCAUAAACAUGAUCAGUGCAUUUCCCAUCGAUUACAUGCACCAGGCAUGCUUGGGUGUAAUGAAGAGGCUUCUCUUCAUGUGGUGCAGAGGAGUGAAGGGCCUGAAGAUGUCGGCAACCCAAAUAGAGGAGGCCGUCAGGAGGAACAAGAGGGCGGAGACAAAGUCCUGUGUGGAGACAGGAAAUGAGGACAAAGGGAGGCGGAUCAUCGUCAAACCCCCCAAAAAAAGAUUACUCCCCUCCUUCACCGGCAAGAGACGUUUUUACAGAAAAUGA
Gadus macrocephalus (Pacific cod) is the source of this 2542-nucleotide messenger RNA. RefSeq lists its product as uncharacterized. NCBI's taxonomy places the organism in Eukaryota, Metazoa, Chordata, Actinopteri, Gadiformes, Gadidae. The record is from RefSeq and is a predicted model, not a curated record. The transcript has 4 exons. The coding region runs from base 1250 to 2542 and encodes 430 amino acids.